This is a messenger RNA of Teleopsis dalmanni, 656 nucleotides long. RefSeq lists its product as uncharacterized. Lineage: Eukaryota; Metazoa; Arthropoda; Insecta; Diptera; Diopsidae. The record is from RefSeq and is a predicted model, not a curated record. The transcript has 2 exons. Bases 89 to 460 code for a protein of 123 amino acids.
UACAUAAAUAAUUUAAAAUUUUUUUUAAAUUGUAGGAAACGUUUCCUAAAACUUAAGUCAGCAAAAGCUUAACAUCUGUAAAUCCAAAAUGUAUCUCUCUAAAUCAGUUCCAUAUACCCCGGCUUCUCCAAAUAAUUGGAAUGUUUUCCAGCUUCAUGUGAUAUAUGUGUUGGGCAUUUCCGUGGCGUUGAUGGUCUCAUUGGCGGUUGUAAAGUAUUUGCAAUUUUUUUUCAAUGAUGGUGGUCAGAGGAUUUCAUUACAGCGGCCGGUUUCUGAGAUCACUAAUCCUGCAACUAAUCCUUUUCGUUACGUGCUGCAACGCAAUUUGACGCUUACCCAUGGACACAGUGCAAUGCCGUACAACUCUCUGGGUUUCUUUAGGAAUAUAACUGAUAUCCCUUGGUGUCGUUUAACUUGGAGGUAUUACAGACGUGCUGAACAAAUUCGAUAUUUUAUCUAAAUUCAAAUUCUCAAGCUUUCAACGCAGUGUUGGUGUACUUUUUUUUUUUUUGAAUUGACAGCGUCAAUGCUUUUCAACACUUAAGUGUUAGCUGUGCUUAUGUGUUUCUAUUUUAGUUAAAAUCAUUUGUAUAUUAAGGCGAACAAAAAGUAUAUUUCGUACAAUGUUUGAAUAAAAAAUCGCAUUGUAAUUUUAA